GUCGAAAAAGCAAUUCUCGCAUUCCCGAGUGUUUAGUUCGGAACGAGACAUGUUCACCAAAAUCAUUAGCAGAUCUGUCGGUGGUAAAACUACAAAAUGUUUCCUGGUGGACAUGUUGAGAGGACUGAGAGUUUCAGAGGCAAGGAAUGGAUUUUCUACAAUAACGCUAGAAAGCAGGAAGAGUCAGCCUGGCAGGAGAAAUAUGUCUCAGAAAAUAGAUGUAUUUUCAGAACAAGACUUUAAGAUAUUAUCGUCCUCAUUUCCUGAGGUGGUGGAUACUCUGACUGAGGUAAAACCUUGGAAUCAGGAUAGAAGGCUGGUAGAAAACCUCAGGGUAGUUUUAGAAAAAAACGUCAACUUUUGGACUAAUUCUCGUGGGGCCGCGACAAUAGGAGCCUAUAAAGUUUUGGAAAAAACUGAAAAUCUUACAGAUGAAAAUAUCAGGCUGGCUAGUAUUUUGGCAUGGUGUGGCAAAUUGUUCGAAGCAGCAAUCAUAAUAACUGAUGACAUGGUAGACAACUCAGAAACACGGGGAUGUGUUCCUUGCUGGUACAAAAAUAAAAACGUCGGUAUGAGAGCUGCAUUUGACGCCAUAUACCUAGAAAAUGCGGUAUUCCAACUACUCAAGAAGUAUUUUUCGACACAUCCUCAGUAUCAACAAAUCGUAGAAGAAUUUCACAAUUCAAAUUUUAACAUGAUGAUCGGCCAAUUGCUUGAUUGCAUUACUACCGAUUUGAAGAACUUCAAUAUGGAACAUUAUAAAUUGGUUGCUCAUGGAAAGGGAUCACAAAUGUUUUUUUUCAUUCCAAUUGUAUUACAUUUUGCGAAUUUUCCCAAAGAGUUGCGGGAGAGCGUACGUCCAAUUAUCGACAAAUUUGGGCAAUAUUAUCAGGUUCAGAAUGACUACUUGGAUAUCUAUGGGGACGCAGAAGAAACAGGGAAAAUUGGGACAGACAUUAUGAAAGGAAAAUGUACAUGGUUAGCGAUAAGAAUGAUGGAAGAAGCAAAUUACAGUCAAAGGAAUCUGAUGUUGGAACAUUAUGGAAAAAAUAAUCAAAAGUCUGUACAAAUUGUUAGAAAUUUAUAUGAUGAACUGGAAUUUGAAGAUGAAUAUAAGCAAAGAGAGUUACAUUUAUAUGAAGAAAUUCGUCAGGAUAUUUCCGAACUAUCGAAUAGUUUGAAUCAUGAACUGUUCUACAGUUUGUUAGAUGGCUUGAGAGAUAAAAAAUGGAUAGCAUAAUCAUUUGGUCCUCGAAAUAGUUUUGUAAUCCCACUUCUUUACUGAAAAACUGAUACUGAUGCAUAACCCACUUGUUCAACAACUCCUUGCAUUCAUUGUUUGAAACCCUAAAAAUAAAAAUUCAUUCACAAAAUUCUUUGAGACUUACAGUACUGAUGAUGUUUUACGAGAAAUAAAAUUUCACUAGAAAAAGAA
Messenger RNA from Leptinotarsa decemlineata (Colorado potato beetle), 1435 nucleotides. RefSeq lists its product as uncharacterized. Gene Ontology annotation, cellular component: cytoplasm. The record is from RefSeq and is a predicted model, not a curated record. Gene Ontology annotation, molecular function: dimethylallyltranstransferase activity; (2E,6E)-farnesyl diphosphate synthase activity. Lineage: Eukaryota; Metazoa; Arthropoda; Insecta; Coleoptera; Chrysomelidae. Gene Ontology annotation, biological process: trans, trans-farnesyl diphosphate biosynthetic process.